GCAGCGAUGCAAGGCAGCUGAAGAAACACAUUCGCCCGCGAGACAUGCGUCACUCGAGUGACUGCGCAAGUGCACAGCCUCGCAGAGCGUCCCAGCAUCCUAGCCAAUCCCCACCAUGACCGCUAACAAGGACCACCCGCCCAUUGCUGCUCGCACUCCUGUCAUAUAACCGCUGGCUGCGAUGUAUUGAUAUUUCCGGCCGCCUCUCUUCCUAUACCGAACCUCUCUUAUACUCUUCCUCCUCCCUUCGCUUUCGCUUCCCCCUUUCUACCCCGCCAUCUGCUCUCUCCACACCGGCGACAUGGCGGUACCCACACCUCCCAUCCCGCCUGUCUCGCCAGACUCGGGCCCUACCGACCCUACGCUUCCCAAGCUGCCCGCUGGAUGGAUAGCGCAGUGGGAUAACUCAUCCCGAAAGUAUUACUAUGUCCAGAUCAGCACCGGCGUCUCGCAAUGGGAACUGCCCACAAGCGAAGCGCCCGUAGGCGGCUCCUCGUCCCACAGCACACCCGCGCAACAGACGAACCCAUACAACGUACCCGGCACCUCAGGUCCCGAUGCAGGCGACGGACAAAGAGGCAUGGGCGACGGCCCGACUGGCGACAGGGCAGGCGGACUGGGCGGCUUUGCGAUGAACGCGCUCAUGGGUAACAAGCAGAGUAAUAGUGGACAUGGUGGCGGUGGCUCGGGAAACCUUGUCGGUCAACUCGCUGGAUCGUUCCUCGGAGGUGGGAAACAACAUGGUGGUUCUUCUGGGGGUCACUCUGGUAGUGGUGGUGGUGCGGGACAGCUUGUUGGACAGCUGGCUAGUGGUCUCCUAGGUGGUGGGAAGCAGCAUGGAAGUUCUGGAGGUCAGCAUGGUGGCAGCGCUGGCCACGCAUCGAGCGGCGGUGGUGGUCUUGGAGGCAUGCUUGGAAGUGUGCUUGGUGGAGGAUCAUCGCACAACAAGCCCAACAACGGCGACUACGGCUACUCCGGUGCCUCGUCAGGCGGCACCUACACCGGCACCGCGCCGCCAACGUCCUACAACCCCAGCGCUCAAGGCGGCCAGUACGGCAGCGGCCCUCCAAGCCACGGUUACUCAUCUCCCGGUCCCGGACAACAAUACGGUCAGGGCCAAGCCCACGGAGGUUACGGCGCACAACACUCUCCGCCCCAGCAGCAGCAGCAGCACGGUCAACACGGCCAGCACCAAAGCUACGGCCCGCAAGCUGGAUUCGGUGCACAGUCAGGAUACGGUGGGCCAGCACCAGGCUACGGUCAAGGACCACCGGCAGGCGGCCCACCAGGCGGGUACGGACAACAAGCUGGCUACGGAGGUCCGGCAUACGGCGCACCAACCGGUCCCUACGGCGGCGCCGCAAACUACGAUAACCAUCAGCACAACCAAUACGGCGGUGCUCCCACACACGCCAACCAAUACGGAGGUGGCGAACAGUAUCCUCCUCCUCCUGGCGGCCAUCAGGCUGGGUACGGAGGACCGCCGAGCCACCACACUCCUCAGCCGGGUUGGCAGUAAACCUAUCGCAUUCGAUCGAGCGAAUCGUUGCGCGGUACUUGGAUAAAGGAUACACGGUCUUGGGUAGAUUGCGGUAUGACGGUGCCACGAUGAGAGAGGAACGGACGAUGUUCAGUGUUUUGAACAUCGCGUCUUGGUCUUACUAGAGAUACCUUUCUGAACUGUGUAGAUUGAAUCAUCUUUGUUCUCUUCCUGAGUUCUGCCUCAUGUCGUCUUUGUGAUCUGGCAUAGCAGUAUCCGUGACUCUUUGGCCUUGGGACUGUAAUAGUGACGGGUGG
This is a messenger RNA of Alternaria rosae, 1797 nucleotides long. RefSeq lists its product as uncharacterized. Bases 302 to 1519 code for a protein of 405 amino acids. Gene Ontology annotation, molecular function: protein binding. The record is from RefSeq and is a predicted model, not a curated record. The transcript has 6 exons. Lineage: Eukaryota; Fungi; Ascomycota; Dothideomycetes; Pleosporales; Pleosporaceae.